AUGUCAGACAACGCAAUAGGCGCCCCGUCCAGGGAACUGGACGACUUCGAGAAGCUCGUCUACGAGUACUCGAAGCGAUUCAGCGUGGGGAACGGAGAACACUGGGGCAUCGAUGCCCGCGCCUGUAACCUCCGCUUCGACUCGGCAACCCGCGGUCCCCCGGCCACCGUCUCCUUCCUUUUCAGAAUCACCCCGGCGAUGAGCAAUUUCCUGGGUAACCUCCAUGGGGGCUGUGCUGCUACUUUGAUCGAUAACCUGUCGACCAUGAUCUUGCUGGGUGUCUCACAGCCGGGCAAAUUCAGUCUCGGUGGAGUCAGUCGCAACCUCAAAGUGACAUAUCUGCGCCCUAUACCGACGGGUACUGAGGCGCGUCUGGUUUGCGAGGUUAUUCAUGUUGGCAAGCGGCUGGCAUUGUUACGGGCUGAGAUUCAAAAGGCCGAUAGUGGGGAUAUUUGCGUGGUUGGUGAACAUGAGAAGGCCAAUACAGACCCGGAGGACAACCAGAGAAUCUGA
Messenger RNA from Penicillium bovifimosum, 513 nucleotides. RefSeq names its product PaaI family thioesterase. Lineage: Eukaryota; Fungi; Ascomycota; Eurotiomycetes; Eurotiales; Aspergillaceae. The record is from RefSeq and is a predicted model, not a curated record. Gene Ontology annotation, molecular function: fatty acyl-CoA hydrolase activity. The transcript is spliced from 2 exons. Bases 1 to 513 code for a protein of 170 amino acids.